Messenger RNA from Photinus pyralis (common eastern firefly), 1052 nucleotides. Its product is annotated as protein ABHD11-like. Bases 46 to 990 code for a protein of 314 amino acids. The transcript has 4 exons. The record is from RefSeq and is a predicted model, not a curated record. Gene Ontology annotation, cellular component: mitochondrion. NCBI's taxonomy places the organism in Eukaryota, Metazoa, Arthropoda, Insecta, Coleoptera, Lampyridae.
UUAACCACGUCACCUCCCUUGAAAUUUUGAAACUUAACCUAGAAAAUGCUUGUAAAUAAAUUAUUGUCAAUUACACCAAAGCACUUUGUAAAAUAUGUUUGUGCAUCGAAAUUCUGCACAGAUCCAAGCCAGGACGUUAUAAAUAUGGCCUUUGCCUCAUACGAGAGCACCUUAACCUAUCCCGUGGAUCCACCGACUCCUCUCGUAGUAAUGCACGGACUACUCGGCUCCAAGGCGAACUGGAACAGCCUCUGCAAAGCUUUCCAUCGACACACCAAUCCCAAGCGGAAAAUAAUAGCGGUGGACGCGAGAAAUCACGGCGACAGUCCGCACUGCAACUCGCACACGUAUCCUCAUUUGGCCGAAGAUAUAAAGCUGUUGUACGCGCAGCAAAAAAUCAAACGCUCGUGUUUGCUCGGACACUCGAUGGGAGGACGCGCGAUGAUGUACUUUGCCUUGAAAUAUCCGAACUUUGUAGAUAAACUAAUAAUCGGCGACGUGUCGCCAAUUACGUCAAGCCCGAAUUUGAGAUCGAUGCCGACACUUUUCAGCGCUAUUCAGAAAGUUCAACUGCCGUCCCAUAUACCGAUGUCCUCGGCUCGUUUAAACGCCGACAUACAGUUAGCGAAAAAUAUCAGCGAUAGGGGCUUGAGAGCGUUCCUCCUCACAAAUCUGAUACAGAAGACCGACGGAAGUUUUAUGUGGAGAGUAAAUAUACCGGCGUUACUCAGUAAUUUCUACGAUCACAUAGCGUCAUUUCCUAUACCUGCCGAGUGCAAAUUUACUGGUCCGGUCUUGUUUGUCGCGGGAGGAGUAUCCGAUUUCAUACAGAAAACGGAUCAUUCCCAAAUUUUAAAUCUAUUUCCGAAUGCGGAGUUUCAAGUGAUUGAAGGUGCCGGACACUGGCUCCAUAGUGAAAAACCAAACGAAUUUUUACAGAUUUGUAUAGAGUUCCUGAAUAGGAACACGGUAGCGAAUGAGAAGAAGUAGGAAAAUUGAAAUGUACAUAAUUUAUUAGCCAAAUAUGUUUAAUAAAUUAGUUUGGAAAUUGG